Paramecium pentaurelia is the source of this 1891-nucleotide messenger RNA. The record is from the annotation of a GenBank genome assembly. Lineage: Eukaryota; Ciliophora; Oligohymenophorea; Peniculida; Parameciidae.
AUGGGAUAGAUCUGUAAAUUACCUUCAGUAACUGAGUCAAUUAUAGAUGAAGAUUUAAAUGACAAAAGACAUCAAUCUUAAGAUUAAUAACAAUAGGAAUAAAUUGUAAAUAGCAAUCCAUUGAAUGCAUCACCACAUUAAUACUCAUUAUAAUUAUCAUGUACUCCAGAAUUAGUGAUACCUUAAUAAGGAUAAAAAAUGCAUUCUCUUCAAGAUAGUUGUUACACACCUGAGUUUUUGGGAAUAAGUUAACCAUUUUAAUAAUAAGUGAAUAUAUAUUAAUAAUAAUUUUGAACUAUUGAAUUUCUCAUUAAACAUGAAGGUAACAAAAAUGUUAUGAAUUAAGGAAAGUAACGUCAAUCAUCUGUACAUACUGAACAAUAAAACAGAAAAUCCUACAGAAGAUCUGUAUCAGCUGUAUAAUCUGGAAGAAAGAUCUCACAUAGUGCUAUUACUUUGAGUGACAAUCAAAUUCAAAUCAGCAUUAUUAACAAUAUUACAUAAUGUUUAUCUAAAAAAGUACCUAAUCAAAUGUAAAAUUUAGAAAAUUUAUGUGGAAAUAUAUUCAGGUCCUUAAUAAAAUGAUCGUAAUCAAUCAGAUUGUGAAGAUGAGAUUCUAUAUGCUCUAGGUGCUACAAUAGUAAAAAAAUUAAGUAAACAUACUCAUUAUCUAAUUUGGCAAUGUAAUUUCCUAUUAAAAAUUUAGAUGGUUUUUUGAGUACAUUAGAAAAAGCAAAGGAAUGGAAUAUCAAAAUAGUUAAUCCUAUGUGGGUUAAUGAGUAAACAUAAUAGUUAUUUUAGAUGUCUAACUAAAAAGAGGGAAGUUGAUGCUUCAAAUUUUCCAAUUAUUGAAUUAACCUCCUAAGAGAUUCAAGAAUUACUUAAGAAAGAUGUAUUUUAUAAAUUUAUAUAGAAAGUUCAUUUAAAGAAAGGAAAACAAUCAAAUCAAUAAAUAUAAGAAGAGGAAGAAGAAAUUAAUGAAUUUAAAACUAGACACAUUUUUAGUUAAUUCAAAAGUCAAUUAUAGCAAAUAUCUAAAAAUAUCAAUAAAUCUUAUGUGUCAAUUUCUAAUUAUAAAUAAUAAUCUAAAAAUAUUCUUGAUGGGAAUAAAAAAGAAAUAAUACAUGAAGAAUUAGAGACUGAAUAAUUAGAAGUUUCAUAAAAAAUGAACUCAUAAUUAUUAUCUAAGAAAAGUUCUAAAAAUUAAAAAUCAAAACUAUAAUAAAUUGACUAAAAAUUCACUUUGGUUUUACAUAAAUCAUGUGAUUUUAACAUAUUGAAUUUAUUUGAUUAAAUAAAUAUGAAGUAAAUUUAAUUUAUAAUAAAGAGAUUAGUAUUAAUUAAUUAUAGAAGAAGAUAUGAAAAUCAAAUGUGAUAUACUAAUUAUUAAUGAAGAUAAACUAAUAUAUGAUUUGAUUUUCUGUUGUUGUUGUUUAAAUAAAUAAACAAAAAUUAUUUCCUAAAAAUGGAUUAUUAAAUAAUUAUAAAAUUAAAAUAAAGAGAUAUCCUUUAAUUAAUAUCUUUUAAAUUACAAUAUGUAAAAAAGUACUAAUAAUAUUAUUACAAUAGAAAUAUUAUUCCCUUAUAACUUUUAUGUGUAUUUUUCAAAACCAAAGACUUCCUCAUAAAAAACAAUUAAUCAAAAUCUUAGAUAAGGAUUAGAAUAAUUGAUCUAAAAUUUUGGAGGAAAAGUAUAAAUAUUUAAUUAUAUUAGAUAACUUAAAAAGAAUUUUGUGAUAUAUUGAUAGUAAUGAAGAUCAUGUUAAAGACAACUGCAUAAACAAUACUCAAUUCAAACCCUAAUAUUAAAAUAAUUCAUGCAGAAUGGUUAUAUAAGUCUAUUUAAUAAGGUUGUUUGAUUGAUUUAAAUGAAUAUAUAAUUUAAUGUUGA